AUGAAGGCAAUCCAAGUCAAAGAAUAUGUCAAGUCCCCCCUUGACCUCACCGUCACGGAGCUGCCCACCCCGACAGCAUCACCCGACAAAUAUCUGAUCCGCAUCCACUCUGCCGGCACCAACUUCUUCGACAUACUCCAGAUCCAAGGCAAAUACCAGCACCAGCCGCCUCUGCCGUGGAUUGCAGGGGCCGAGUUUUCAGGCGUGGUGCUUGCCGUGCCAACAGCGCCCGGGGCAACCAGUACUAGUAACACUACUAAUAAAGCAGGAACGACGACGACGACGACCAAGUUCAAAGUAGGCGAUCUUGUCUUUGGAGCCUCGCAGGGGUCCUUCGCCACCCAUGUUCUUUGCCCCGAGGAAUCUCUCCUCCCGUUACCUCGCGGAUGGAGUCAUGAAGACGCCGCGGGUUUAUUCAUCACAGCACCCACUGCGUACGCCGGGCUAGUGCAUCGCGCUCACCUCAAGCAGGGCGACUGGGUGCUCGUGCACGCUGCGGCGGGGGGUGUCGGGCUGGCAGCCGUGCAGAUUGCGAAGGCGAUGGGCGCAACCGUCAUCGCCACGGCGGGGACGGCGCGCAAACGAGAGAUCGCAGCUAGCUUCGGCGCAGAUUAUACCCUCGACUAUACUGAGAAAGCGUGGCCUGAGGAAGUGAAGAAGUUGUGUCGCGCCCAUCGGGGGAGGAAUGGUGCCGCGGGCGUGGAUGUCGUCUACGACCCUGUCGGGUGUAUUGAGGCGAGUCUCAAGUGUGUCGCGUGGAAUGCGCGUCUGCUUGUUAUUGGCUUUGCGGGGGGGGAUAUCGAGAAGGUCGCGCUGAAUCGGGUGCUUCUUAAGAAUGUUAGUAUCGUCGGUCUGCACUGGGGUCAGUAUGCUCGCUUCGAGACAAAGACCGUUCUUGACGUCUGGCAAGGGAUCUUUGACCUUGUCGAGAGGGGGGGGUUCAGGGGCACCGCCUUCCAGGAUGAGAGCUUCGUCGGCUUGGACAGCGUCGGCAGGGCCCUCCAGGCGCUUGGGAGUAGGGGGACAUGGGGGAAAGUCGUGGUGAGAGUUGAUGAGCCUAUGAGUAAGUUGUAA
Molecule: messenger RNA, 1074 nt
Organism: Penicilliopsis zonata CBS 506.65
Lineage: Eukaryota; Fungi; Ascomycota; Eurotiomycetes; Eurotiales; Aspergillaceae
Exons: 2
Coding region: 1-1074 (357 amino acids)
Cellular component (GO): mitochondrion
Molecular function (GO): oxidoreductase activity; zinc ion binding
Source: RefSeq, a predicted model, not a curated record